AGAGUUGGCCUUCAGGAUAACUCAGCUCCUUCCUUUGCUACUUGUGUGCCUGCCUUUUUUGGAUGGUUUAUUGUUUACUGAUCAUUUCUCCUCAACUUUCAUCCUCUUUCAAAGGUGACGGGAUUGGUGCUGUUCUCUUUCUGGAGAGAAAGACAUCCUUGGUCAUCUAAAGCAUUGCACUCUCUUCCUGAGAGAGGCAAUGGCCACAGCAGGGAACGACUCCUUCAUUGCCGAGGGAAUGACUCCGCCACAAAGGAUCCUCUUUCCCCCAGAGAAGAUUUGCAUGGUCUGGCAGCAAAGACAGAGUGCUGGAGCCGGACUCCGCAAUGUGGGCAACACAUGCUUCCUUAAUGCUGUCCUGCAAUGCCUGACAUACACCCCGCCGCUGGCCAACUAUCUGCUCUCCCGGGAGCACAGCCAGGCCUGUCGCCAACAAGGCUUCUGCAUGAUGUGCAUCAUGGAAGCGCAUGUUAACAAGGUCCUGCAUUCCUCAGUCAGUGCCAUCCUGCCUUUGGCUGUUCUCAGGGGUUUCAGAUUCAUAGGAGAACAUUUUCAGCUUGGCAGGGAGGAAGAUGCCCAUGACUUCUUAUGCUGUACUGUCAAUGCCAUGCAGAGAGCUUGUCUGAGUGCAAGCAACGACUUGGACAUAUCAUCUCAAUCUACUACCAUUGUCCAUCAAAUAUUUGGAGGCUUUCUGAGAUCCAGAGUCAUCUGCUUCAGCUGCAAAGCCAUUUCUGAUUCCUAUGAGGCCUUCCUGGAUGUCCCUUUGGAUAUCAAAGUAAGAGGUUUUGCAGUUGUGCCUCAAGACAUCGCAAGGCUUUUCAGAGUCAACACAUUUGUCCUGAAAGCAUAUACUGUGAACACAAGAGGUCUUGGUCGUGGAUGGGAAGGGGAACGGAUGUUGUCCUCCUGCAGAGGCCAUGACACUGGUCUCUCUGCAGCCUCAUCCCUCACUGCAGCUCUGGAGGACUUUGUAACACCUGAGCGCCUGGAUGGUGAAAACUGCUUUAAAUGUAGCAAGUGUGAGAAGAAUGUUGCCGCCACUAAGAGGUUCACUGUCCACUGUGCACCCAAGGUUCUCACAGUGUGUCUGAAGAGGUUUGACUGCUUCACUGGUGGGAAGAUCAGCAAGGUUGUAGAGUAUCCGGAGUACUUGGAUCUUCGCCCAUACAUGUCUCAGGCAGACGGAGAACCACUCCUCUACUCCUUAUAUGCUGUCCUGGUGCACAGUGGUGUCAGCUGUCAUGGAGGACACUAUUUCUGCUACACAAAGGCCAGCAAUGGAUUGUGGUACCGGAUGGACGAUGAAUCUGUGGAGCUGCGUUCCAUUGACACAGUUCUCAGGCAGCAAGCCUACCUGCUGUUCUAUGCCAGAUGCUCUGAUCUGAGAACUGGAGAAAGGGCUUCUUCCUCACUGGCACCAUCACAUGCCCCUUCCUUCCUCAGUCAGUGUGUGGCCAGCAGCAAGCAGGCGGGUUCUGUUGGACCACAGGGUCUGACUGGUAGGACUAAGGGCAUGAAGUACACUGGCAGGGAGCGGUCCCGGAGCAGAUCCCCUCUGUGGGGCAGGGAUCUCCGCAGCUGGUCUGUGGACACCACAGACUAUGAUGACUCUUCAGAGAGAAGAACUGGUCCUCCAAGUUGUGACCGUGGUCCUAGGGAUAGCACAGUUGCAAGGCCUUCCAAGAGGAUCUGCCAGUGGGCUCCUGCUCCCAGGGCUGCUCAGGAGCAAACCUUGCUGAGGCAGAGGGAGCCAAGCAGAUCUGUGCGGGGAACUUACAACCUUCGCAGCCGGUUUGUGCAGUACACAGACUAUGACCGCUCACUGAGGAAGAGAAGGAGGGAGAGAACAAGUCCUCCACGUUGUGACCAAGUCUUAGUGAAUACUGCAGUUCCAGGGCUCUCCAAAACCAGUUCCAAGCAGGUUCUCAUGCUCAGGGCUGCUCAGGAGCAAACCCGACAGAGGCAGAGAGAGCAGAGAGGAUCAGCAUGGCGGGGCUAUGAUUGCCACAGCCAGUUUGUGCAGUACACAGACUACCGCCCUUCAGAGAAGAAGAGGAGGGUUUCCAAGCCCCAGAGAUUCACAUCAGACAAGCAUUCAGGGCACUCUGGGAAUGAUGGCGUUGGAUUAUGGCCCUGGCUCAAGCAGAACGGAAGACUAGCACUGCGUUUAUUAGCGAAGGCAUCCUUGUUUUCGACACGCCUUCUCAGACAUGAGUGAAUGAUUUAUCUAAGUAGAUGAUAGUUAUAAUAAUAUAGAAAUAUUAUUAGAAAUAGAGAAAUAUAUAUAGAAAUAUAGAAUAUA
Messenger RNA from Chiroxiphia lanceolata (lance-tailed manakin), 2305 nucleotides. RefSeq names its product ubiquitin carboxyl-terminal hydrolase 42-like. Lineage: Eukaryota; Metazoa; Chordata; Aves; Passeriformes; Pipridae. The record is from RefSeq and is a predicted model, not a curated record. The coding region runs from base 200 to 2221 and encodes 673 amino acids. The transcript is spliced from 13 exons. Gene Ontology annotation, biological process: protein deubiquitination; regulation of apoptotic process. Gene Ontology annotation, cellular component: cytosol; nucleus. Gene Ontology annotation, molecular function: cysteine-type deubiquitinase activity; cysteine-type endopeptidase activity.